CUACAAUGUUCUAGUAAACAAACAAUAGGGUCUAGUGUAGGAGGGUGAGCUAUUUCUCGUCUGUGGCCUCCUUUUCAUAAUCACAAUGAGGUAAUCUAAAGAUGCUGAGAAAAGCUGAUGGCGCCAAAGGAAACAGUUUGGAAUAGCAGCUUGGGAAUGCCCUGUAACAACAAUGUUUCCCCUUGUGAACGGCUUGAGAGAAGGCACCCCCUUAACCAUUAUUUGUAUCCCCAAUGUAUCUGCAGGAGCUCAAUAAACGAUAGACUAAAUGAAUGAAUGAACAGAGGAGGACGAGGCAGCGAGUCUGAGGAGGAUGUGGAGGCGAUAAAAUCCCAGAGUCCAGCCGAGAGGCAGUAACCGUCAACAGCACCUAAAAAGUUCACAAUCGAGGGCUAGGAGCAAGAACAACUCCCGUAUUUGGCCCAGUCCAAAAUCCUGCUGUUAGGGGGCGGGACUAGGAGGAGGGCAUAUUCCACUUCUGCCCGUCAACUGACCAAUCACCGCCUCAAAGGGGCGGGACUUCAUUCUGUCCCCGCCCUUUCCUCUGGAAAGUAAAUACGUUCGGGCACCGUUCAAACAGACCAAUGGGUGCCGGAUGUUUCCUGAGGUUGCUCCUCAAGAUUGGCCGGAAUUCGUCGUCCCGCCCUCCUUGUCACGCUUUUUGCCCCACCCUUUCGCACACAAGAUGGCGGCGCCCAGCGGAAUAGAGGCCGCGUUUGGGGUUUGCUGAAGCUGACUCCCUUUCCCACUGCCCCUUUGGACGCAAAGAGCCGCGAGCCCCGAGGACAGGGGCCGGGCGGGGACAGCGGUUCCUGCGUAGCUGGACCGCGAGCCCGCGCCCAGCCUGCGCCGCCCCCACCCGGCCCCGGCCCGAUCCCAUCCGUUCCCGGUCUCCUCUCGGUCUGACCCACUGCCCGGCCGUGGUUCGCCACCACCAGGCCUCCAAAGCUGAGAUAUCUCCUCCAGCCCGGGCUCACCUCCACUUUAGAGAUGUUUGGCCUCUUCCCUUCCAAACGGGCCGCAUUCAAAACCGGGGCUCCUGGACCAGCACCUGGUCUCCUUUCCCUCCACUGAGACUCCACUUCGCUCUAACCCACUCCUUCCUCUGUUUCUUGAUUCUCCCUGGCUCGGAGACUGCCUCACUUCCCUUCCAAAUUAAUCUCCGACGCCCCCAAAUAUUAUUAACCUUGACACCCUCCUCAACCGGGAGUCAGACUUCCUUUUGGAUUAACCUCCACAGUCCUAUCAUGGAGGCUGUGUACCUGAUAGUGAAUGGGGUGGGCCUUGUGCUGGACCUGCUGACCUUGGUGUUGGAUCUCAACUUCCUGCUGGUGUCCUCCCUCCUGGCUUCUCUGGCCUGGCUCCUGGCCUUCGUCUACAACCUGCCACACACGGUACUGACUAGUCUUCUGCACUUGGGCCGCGGAGUCCUGCUUUCACUGCUGGCCUUGAUCGAAGCCUUGGUCCGGUUCACCUUUGGGGGCUUGCAGGCCUUGUGUACUCUGAUGUACAGCUGCUGCUCUGGCCUGGAGAGCUUAAAGCUCCUGGGGCACCUGGCCUCUCACGGGGCACUGAGGAGCCGGGAGAUACUGCACCGGGGUGUCCUCAACGUGGUCUCCAGUGGCCAUGCUUUGCUGCGCCAGGCCUGUGACAUCUGUGCCAUUGCCAUGAGCCUGGUGGCCUACGUGAUCAACAGUCUGGUCAACAUCUGUCUCAUUGGCACUCAGAACCUUUUCUCCCUGAUGCUGGCCCUGUGGGAUGCCGUGAUGGGGCCGCUGUGGAGGAUGACGGACGUUGUAGCUGCCUUCCUAGCCCACAUUUCCAGCAGUGCUGUGGCCAUGGCCAUCCUCCUCUGGACCCCCUGCCAACUAGCACUGGAGCUCCUAGCGUCAGCUGCCCGCCUCCUGGCCAGCUUCGUGCUUGUCAAUGUCACCGGCCUGGUGCUGCUGGCUUGUGUGCUGGCGGUGAUGGUGACCGUGUUGCACCCGGACCUCACUCUGAGACUGGCCACCCGGGCACUCAGUCAGCUCCAUGCCCGGCCAUCCUACCACCGGCUGCGAGAAGAUGUCGUGCGGCUAUCUCGCCUGGCACUGGACUUGGAGGCCUGGCGCCGAGUCUGGAGCCGCAGCCUGCAGCUGGCCACCUGGCCGAACCGGGGAGGGGCCCCCGGGGCUCCUCAGGGUGGCCCGAGGAGGGCGCCCUCGGCCAGGACCUGGCGACAGGACACUCUUCCUGAAACAGGGCCCAGAUCAGAGGCAGAAGAGGAGGAGGUCGGGACGGUCAGAGCAACAGCUGCCCGCGGCCGGGAGAGGCUCAAUGAGGAGGAGCCCGUAGCUGGGCAAGACCCAUGGAAGUUGCUCAAGGAGCAAGAGGAGCGGAAGAAGUGCGUCAUCUGCCAGGACCAGAGCAAGACGGUGCUGCUGCUGCCCUGUCGGCACCUGUGCCUGUGCCAGGCUUGCACUGAAAUCCUGAUGCGCCACCCCAUCUACCACCGCAACUGUCCACUCUGCCGCCGGGGCAUUCUGCAGACCCUCAAUGUCUACCUCUGAAGACUCCUUCCCUGUCUGCCCACCCGUCUGUGCUCCAUGAAGCCACCUGUGCUAGGACAGCUUUAACACCCGACCUCUCGGUUUCCGGC
Molecule: messenger RNA, 2638 nt
Organism: Lynx canadensis (Canada lynx)
Lineage: Eukaryota; Metazoa; Chordata; Mammalia; Carnivora; Felidae
Gene: RNF26
Product: ring finger protein 26
Exons: 1
Coding region: 1248-2549 (433 amino acids)
Biological process (GO): protein ubiquitination; ubiquitin-dependent protein catabolic process
Molecular function (GO): ubiquitin protein ligase activity
Source: RefSeq, a predicted model, not a curated record